Molecule: messenger RNA, 318 nt
Organism: Lottia gigantea (owl limpet)
Lineage: Eukaryota; Metazoa; Mollusca; Gastropoda; Lottiidae
Exons: 4
Coding region: 1-318 (105 amino acids)
Source: RefSeq, a predicted model, not a curated record
AUGAGUGAGAUGAUUAGAACAAUGAUAUUAAUGUAUUUAUUAAUGAUCUCCAGUGUAAGAAUGAAUGGAUAUUGGCGUUCUACGAGAGAGAUAAAGGUAGAUUGUCAGCCAGGCUGGGAAGUAAAAGAUGAUAAUUGUUAUAAAUAUUUCUCCGACCCUGUCCCCUGGGACCAAGCUAAAGCCACUUGUCAGGCAUAUGGAGGUAUGAUUGUUGCUGUAAAGAACUAUUAUCAGAAUGAAUAUGUAGGAAAUAUGGUGGAAUCGAAGGGAGGAAAGAGAUUCUGGAUAGAUGAUUUAUCACAUGUUAGAAGGUGUUAG